Molecule: messenger RNA, 1041 nt
Organism: Acaromyces ingoldii
Lineage: Eukaryota; Fungi; Basidiomycota; Exobasidiomycetes; Exobasidiales; Cryptobasidiaceae
Exons: 3
Coding region: 86-904 (272 amino acids)
Cellular component (GO): growing cell tip; plasma membrane; cell division site
Source: RefSeq, a predicted model, not a curated record
CUGUCGACGCACCGGCGCUGCCCUCCUCCAAAUUCGUUCUGCCCUCUUCAGCUUUGCGCUGCCACCCUCUGAAAAAUCUUCUGCAAUGCCGCUAGGACGCCGAGCUUACUCUGUGCCCGCACUUGUGGCCUCGUUCAUCGCGUGCGUGCUGCUGCUCUGCUGUACGAUCGGCACGCCCACGACGUUCAGCACGAGCACGCCCUUCAACGUCGUCGAGGCCAAGAAUGUCUACUACAAUUUGGACCUCAGCAAGAGGGACACGAUCGACGGGAGCAAGAUCACUGCCUUUAAGCUCGGAAACUGGGGCUACUGCGCGAGGUACGUUGGCGAUGACGACUUCAAGCACUGCGACAAGACAAGCCACGGCUAUGAGUUCAUCGCUGGGAUUGGCGACAACCCCAAGAAGGACGACAAGACAAGCAUUUACAUUGGCUCCAGCUGGACAAGGGGCCUCGUUGUCGUCGUCGUCGCCCUCGUCGUCGCCGUCGUUGCGUUUGCGCUGAGCUUUGCGCAGCACCUUCUCGUUAUGCUCAUCGCCUCGUUUGUCCACUUCCUCGCCUUCCUCCUGACGCUCAUCGCCUUCGCCAUCCAGAUUGCCCUCUAUGUGCACACAAAGACGCAGGUGCACAAGGUCGCCGACGUGGCCUCCGUCAUGCCGGGCCCCGCCUUCUACCUGACGCUCAUCAGCAUUCCUCUCCUCUUCUUCUCGGCGCUCACCGUCUGCUGCGGCUGGCGCAGGCACAAGAAAAGCGACGCCGUGCCCGCCUACUACACGCCAGAGGAGCGCGCCUCCAAGAUUGGCACCAACAGGUCCAUGCCCGACUACGACGGAGAGGCAAAGGGUGACAGCAUCCCUCUUCAGACAAGCCGCCAGCGCGUCCUCGACGCAUUCCACAAGAGCUAGAUACCCCCAUCUUAAGAUCUCUCCCGUCCUUUUCUUUCUAAGUCCUCAUGACCGCUCUCUGUACAGCCGCUCCUCUUUCUCUCUCUUUCUCUCUGCUUCACCCAGGAUCUGAAGACUGCACUUGGCGGGCUUUGCUA